Mirounga angustirostris (Northern elephant seal) is the source of this 1614-nucleotide messenger RNA. It is a transcript of the gene OVOL3, whose product is annotated as ovo like zinc finger 3. Gene Ontology annotation, molecular function: RNA polymerase II cis-regulatory region sequence-specific DNA binding; DNA-binding transcription factor activity, RNA polymerase II-specific. The record is from RefSeq and is a predicted model, not a curated record. Gene Ontology annotation, cellular component: nucleus. NCBI's taxonomy places the organism in Eukaryota, Metazoa, Chordata, Mammalia, Carnivora, Phocidae. Gene Ontology annotation, biological process: epidermal cell differentiation; regulation of transcription by RNA polymerase II.
GUGUCUCCCUCAUGGGCUAAGUUAUAUGUUCAUUUUUAGUGCUGAGCUAGGCCUGGCCCAUAGUUGGAGCUCAGGAAGUCGCUGACUGGAUAAAUGAGAGGAAGUAACUGCACAGAGAUUAUUCAAAAUCCUUAACCAGGGGUUAAGAGGUCAGACAAUGAUCAAUCUAGAACACAGACUCGCUUGAAUGUAGGGGUGGGGUUCUGGGAGCCCCUGGCUGUGUCAGGUGACCCCCUUUGGCUCCUGGACUGUGGGAGAGUGGGGAAGUGGUGUCCCAGGCAAUCACUAGGAGCUGGACUAUUAACACACCAAUAUUCUAAUACCUGCUACAACUGAACAGUGUUUCUGGCUGAACAUCAGCUCUGGGCAUCUGAAAAUCAGAGAGGUAGAGCUUCCUGUUGUAAGAUGCAUAGCCUAUAUCCUCCCCUUGUCCUUCCCUACUGCACUGUGCUGUCUCUCCACCCUCUGGAGCAAGCAAUCACAGCCACUCCUCACCCCCGCUUCCUCAGACAGCUGCUGUGAUUUGAAUAACCAAACAGGCUGUUGGAUGUCCGGUUGGUAACUGAUUUGCCUGGCAAACAGACCCUCAGGUCCUUAGCCCUGCUACUUUAAGAGGACAGCCUCCCUGCAGUCUUUCCUUUUUCCCACUCCCAGGAGCUAAGCUUCAAUCUUGCCCUUGCUUGGUGUUCUCGGGGGUCCUAGCGCUUGGCCGCCCCUGGUGGCUGGAGAGUGCCCUCAGGAACCUGGUGUAGGAGAAGGGGGAGGAAUGGUGGGUCCCGAGGCAAAGGUAACUGGAGCCAGCUAAGUCGGCUCCCUGGGCUGGUCACAAAAUUUGCAUGGAGAGAAUGAGUCUCCUCCAGGGCUCCCCCCUCCCUCCCUCCCUUCCCCCUCCAGUCAUCCUGGGGCUGAGGUGUGACUGUAGGUGGAAGAAGCAGUCGUCUGUGUGGGGCCAUCUCACCAUUCCUGGAGGUGAUGCCCCGUGCCUUCCUGGUCAGGAGUCGGCAUCCACAGCCACCCAACUGGGGCCACCUGCCUGAUCAGCUCCAGGGAGAUGCCUAUGUCCCAGGUGGGCCCCUCACUGGGCCUGGAGGUGAGGGGGGUGAGACACAAAGCAUCACCGUCUGGCUUCUCUCCUCAGACUGCAGCAACCAGCAGGGCCCUCCAGCACACCAGUCUUCUGGCCUCGGAGACCCUUGGGUAGCGCCCAUGCAGGGCAGGCUGGCCUCCGCUCCCGGGGGCCUGGGGACACUUGGCUGCCUGCUCUGCCUCAAGGCCUUCCCUCUGCAGCGCAUGCUGACGCGACACCUCAAGUGCCACAGCCCCGCGCGCCGUCACGUGGGCCACUGUUGUGGUAAGGGCUUUCACGAUGCCUUCGACCUCAAGCACCACAUGAGGACUCACACCGGGAUCCGGCCAUUCCGCUGUGGAGCUUGCGGAAAAGCAUUUACACAGCGCUGCUCACUGGAAGCUCAUCUUGCCAAGGUGCACAGGCAGCCGGCCAGCUACGCUUAUCGUGAGCGCCGUGAGAAGCUGCAUGUGUGCGAGGACUGCGGCUUCACCUGCUCGAGGCCGGACGCCUACGUGCAGCACCGCGCCCUACAUCGCGCUGCUUGA